CUUGGAUCUAAUAAAUGCAAUGAGACAUGAAUUUGAUGGAAAAUGACAUGUUCUUUCACAAACUGUAAACUUAAGAUAAUAGGUGUCAUUUGACAAAGUUGUACAGCAAGAAUGACAACAAUCAAUCGGUGACAAUUACUACAGAACUGCACAACCAUAUAUGUGAAAUACAGGAUGCUAAGAUUGCCUCCAGUGAUGCAUCAAUGCAUCAUUCUCCUAAUCUUAGCCCCCACCACCAUCGCAUUCAAGAACAAGAACAACCAAAUCAAGACUGUGUAUCGGAAAGAUGGUGAUAUCACAAUAGGUGCAAUAUUUCCAAUCCACCUAAGCACACCUGAUCGCCAAUGCAGUGAUAAAUUGCUUGUGUUUGGAAGAGGGGCAGGCGCUAUUGAGUUUGUUGAGGCUAUGGAGUUUGUUAUCAAUAAAAUCAACAGAAAUGACUCCAUUCUACCAAAUGUGACCCUGGGAUUGGUCGUCCUUGAUGAUUGUUUUUCACCCUUUUCUACAUACCAGGCACUCCAGAUUGGACGUACCCAUGAGGUAACCCCAAAUCCAGAUGAAUAUGAUGAAAUGCAAGGAGUACGAAACAUAACAGCCGUAAUCUCAGGGCCAACUAGCUCAGCUUCAAUGCUCAUAACUCAGAUGCUAGAAGUAUUCCAGGUCCCCACCAUUGGACAUGCAUCUACAAGCGAUCAACUCAGUGAUAAAAAACGGUUUCCAUACUUUUUGAGAAUAACACCACCAGAUAGUUUUCAGGCUUGGGCAAUUGUUGACAUAAUCUCAUACUUUAACUGGACAUAUGUAUCUGUUAUAUACCAAGAUGAUGACUAUGGCAUUAAUCUACUGAAGAACAUUGUUAGACUGACAGAUGAAAGGGGUAUCUGUAUUGCGAAUGAGAAUCCCCUCACAGACCACAGCACUGAAGAUGAUAUUGAUAAAGUCUUCAACAAUAUCAAUGAUGCUAAUGUUGAGAUUGUAAUCAUGGUGGCCUUCUCAACUGUCAUCAGGACAACCUUCAAACAAGCUAUCUCCAGAGAGAUGUAUGGAAAAGUGUGGAUACUGGGGGAUGCUGGCUUCAAAGUGUUCCACAAUACAGGCUUCGAAAAGAUAGCAGCCAGUAGCAUUAUGGUGUCUCUUUAUUCAACAAUAGAUGAAGAAUUUGAAGAGUUUCAGAACAAUCUUACCCCUGCUAACAAUCAAGAUAACCCAUGGUAUCCAGAAUUAUGGGAGAGUUACCAUGGGUGUCAAUGGGUGAACAGCAGCACUGAUUCAUACUGUGAGAACUAUGGAAGCAUCAAUUAUCCCAUCACUAACAACAAUAUCUACUCCCUUACCAUGGAUGCCCUGAACAGUGUUGCUAAUGGUCUCAACAAUCUGAUCAGUAAAGUCUGCCCUGAAGUAUUCACAAACACAGAGCACCUAAAGACAUGUCUAUCAGAUGGUGCUAGGGUCUUAAAGUACAUACAAAAUGUCAACUUUCAUGGGAUCACUGGACAUAUUCAGUUUGAUCGCAAUGGCGAUGGCUACCUUAGAUACAAGGUCAACCAAAUCCAAUUUAAUGGUCCACAGUACGUCUUAGCUGAAAUAGGUUAUUGGGAUCGAGAUGAGGGUUUGUCGCUUCAAGUGAAAGAACAAUGGAUAGAUGUGGAGAAUAAAACAGAGAUAGAGAUUGUGAGUGAUGCCCCAAGAGCUAUCUGUAGUGAACCAUGUCUCAAAGGACAGUACAUGAUAAAGAAGACUCUCCAUUGUUGCUGGGACUGCCACACAUGUAGAGGCAAUGAGAUUGUUAUCAACAAUUCUAAAUGUGAACAAUGUCCUGACAAUCAAUGGCCAGAUCAGACAACGUAUGAGUUCUGUCGACCAAUCAUACCAGAAUUCUUAAAACUGGAUGAUGUUAUAUCAAUCUGUUUGCUAUUCUUUGCCUCAGUGGGACUUUUCGGAUGCAUCACUGCACUCUCACUCAUGGUUAAAUACAGGAAGGAAAAACUGAUCAAAGCAUCAAGUCGUGAACUCCUAGCUGUUACCCUGUGUGGAACAAUACUCAAUUUCCUCACAGUGUUUUUCAUUGUGGCCAAACCGACUACUUGGUCAUGUGUGAUGUACCAGAAUGGCUUCUACCUAAGUGGGUCUCUCAUCUAUGUCCCUCUGCUCAUCAAGGCUAACAGGGUCUUUAGGAUCUUCAGCCUCUCCAUGAAAACCACUAAGAAACCAAGAUUUGUGGCCUCUAAGUGGCAGCUCAUCUUUUGCUCCAUCUUACUAGGAAUACAGGUGAUCCUGAUGCUGAUAUGUGGUGUCUUGUCACGCGCCAAGGUGACCCUCAGAAUGCCCAUGGCCCUAGAGAACUACACAGAACUGAUCUGCCACCAGCCUGUAAGAUUGUUCAUGGUACCACUUAUCUACAACAUUUUGCUCAUCUUGGGCUGUGUUUACUUUGGUGUGAAGACUCGUAAGUUGCCAGACAAUUUCAAUGAGUCUAAAUUCAUUGUAUUCAGUGCUAGCACUACCUUCUUAAUAUGGUGCUCAUUUAUUCCUACUUAUUUUCUGGCAUUCUACUCAUACCAACGUGUGGUUCUCCUCUCCAUAGCUUUACUCCUUAAUGGCUUUGUUACCUUGUUGUGUUUGUACACCCCUAAACUAUAUGCUGUUGUCUUUGUGGAGGAGGACAAACAGAUGGUUCAUAUGGUCCCACAGACCUCAAAUCCUAUACAGGUGCAGCCUAUAAAUCCAGAUGAGAGAAGUGGAAAUGUCUUACAUCCAGUAGGGGUCUAUCAUCUACAUCCUGGCAAUCAUACUAAUAGGACAAUGCUAUCUGUUUCAUCAUAGGUGAAUGAGAAAUCAUCAUAGGUAAACUUGAUGUUAUCAUAGGUAAAUAAGUGAACAGAAAAUCAUCAUAAAUGAACAUGAUAUCAUCAUAGAUUAAAAAGGCAGCAUCAAUUGUGAAACUGAUGUUAUAGGGGAGCUAGAAAUCCUCAUUGAUAGGUAAACUUAUUGUCAGAUGUCUGGUUAAUAUGUAUAUCUGUACAUGUAUGUAUGAGCACCUUAUACUGAUGGGUAAAUCAUGAUUUUAUCAUUAAGUCUGUCAUAUUAAUGGGGUAAUAAAAUUACUUAUGGAUCAUUAAAUUGAAUGGAAAUAUUAUAUUCUCAUAUAUAUAUAUAUAUAUAGAUUUACUUUUCCAUUGUUUUGUAUAAAUAUUGCAACAUCAAAUCUGCACUAAACAUAAAAAAUAUAAUAUAUUUAUCAUAUGAUCUGUAUAAUGAAGUCUUCUGAUUGGUCAGUUCUUGUGCUGUACCAAUCGGUAUUGCUACUGAGAUUGUCCGCAUUUAUCAUCUCCAUCGCAAUACAGACAAGGCAUUAAAAUGACAAAAUGUCACCACCUAGUGGCUCACAAUAUUAGUUCAAUCUAAAGUCAGAUUUGAAUUUCUGAGAACUCUGUGUAUGAUUUUGAAAA
Owenia fusiformis is the source of this 3449-nucleotide messenger RNA. The record is from the annotation of a GenBank genome assembly. NCBI's taxonomy places the organism in Eukaryota, Metazoa, Annelida, Polychaeta, Sabellida, Oweniidae.